AUUUGUGUAAAUACAGGUUACCUUUGUGCACUUAUCGUCGGAUUUAUAAUCCUUGUGAAUCGUUAUAAAUAUGACAUCUUCAAACAAACCUUUUGGGAGAGCUGUGAAGGGUGCCCUUUUCAUAUUUUUUGUACUUCACCAAUUGAUUCCGGAAUAUUUCAAUAUAUUUAGAUAUGUGCAUUAGGCAUGUUAGAUUACUAGUAUAUGUUUUUUAACAUAUCGAGAGAGGAUGACAAAAAUUAAAGUGUUUGUGACUAGGAGAAUACCCCAACCUGGACUUAAUAUACUACAACAGGAUUGUGAUGUACAGUUCUGGGACAGCGAUGAAGCCAUUCCACAAGAAGAACUUCUCAAGAGAGUACAUGGAGUUGGAGCUUUGUUGUGCAUGCUGACUGAUAAAAUUGAUGAAGAAGUUCUAGCAAAAGCAGGUGAAAACCUGCGUAUUGUAUCCACAAUGUCAGUAGGAUAUGAGCACAUAGAUCUUGAAGCUUGUAAAAGGAGAGGGAUAGCUGUUACAAACACUCCAAAUGUGUCAACUGAUAGUGUGUCAGAACUAACGGUGUCUCUUCUACUGCUGGUGGCCAGAAGACUAUAUGAAGGAAUACGUGCAGUACACGGAGGAGAAUGGGGUAAAUGGAAGCCUAUGUGGCUGUGUGGAGUAGAAUUAACAAACAAAACAGUCGGAAUCCUCGGACUUGGUCGUAUAGGAUACGGGGUGGCCAAACGACUAAAACCUUUCGGAAUUGAUAGAAUUAUUUACCAUGAUGUCUGCAGAGUCAGUUAUGCUGAUGAUAUUGGCGCUACAUAUGUAGAUUUUGCCAUGUUGUUGAGCGAUUCUGAUAUCAUAUGUAUAUGUUGUAAUUUAACUCCACAAACAAAGCACAAGUUUAAUACGAAGGCUUUCGAAAAGAUGAAGAAUAGCGCAGUGUUGAUUAAUUCCGGGAGAGGGGGAGUAAUCCAACAUGAUGACCUAUAUGAAGCAUUACGUACAAACACUAUUGCUGCUGCCGGAUUGGAUGUCACUGAACCGGAACCACUUCCUAAAGAUCAUCCGUUAUUGACAUUAAACAACUGUAUUGUUCUCCCUCAUAUGGGUAGUAAUACAUGGGAAUCAAGAAACAGUAUGUCGGAAAUUGCUGCGACUAAUAUUAUUUCUGUUUUAAAUGGUACGAAUGCAGUAGGUGAAGUUAUUCCUCCGCGUAGUAAUGGUCUAUGAUUAAAAAAUAGAAUGACAGCAACACGAGAUCGCUUUGUUAUAUAUUUUUUUUAUCGUUAAUUGUUCCCGAUUAUCGAUAUAUUUGUAAACGAAACAGUAAAGCAUAAUAUAUGGUUGAUGUUGUAAUUUGAUUUCUUCGUUUUUGUUGAAAAUAGUCUAUGUUGGUCAAGUUGAAGGUUAACAUCAUUAAAGUUAAGUUGUU
Molecule: messenger RNA, 1418 nt
Organism: Mytilus trossulus (common blue mussel)
Lineage: Eukaryota; Metazoa; Mollusca; Bivalvia; Mytilida; Mytilidae
Product: glyoxylate reductase/hydroxypyruvate reductase-like
Exons: 4
Coding region: 230-1216 (328 amino acids)
Cellular component (GO): cytosol
Molecular function (GO): hydroxypyruvate reductase [NAD(P)H] activity; NAD binding; glyoxylate reductase (NADPH) activity
Source: RefSeq, a predicted model, not a curated record